UAGCCGUAGGUCAACAGUCAUCGUACGUGCAUUAACGGGUUUUCAAGCGACAGUCAAAGAGUUGUUGAUUUUGGAUAUCGGCAUGUCAAAGGUGAAUGUACUUGAUGUACAUCAGACCAGGACAUGACCAACAAGAGGACAGUUUUGCACUAACAAACCUUGAACAAAUGUCUGAAGAUGGCUACUUCUCAUUCAGAUGAUGAGGUUCAGAGGCUUGGAGCUCGUAACCAAGCUCUCUCUGAAGAACUGGCACAAUGCCAAGCUGAUAAAGAGUUUGUAUGGUCGCUAUGGAAACGCGUUCAGGUGGCCAAUCCUGAUAUAUCACAGGCAAUCAGCAUGGUGGUUCAAAGGGAGAAGGAGAAAGCUGAAUUAAAAGAUAGGAAGGUUCUUGAGAUACUGCAUUCUAAAGAUGACAGGAUAGCUGAACUUGAGCAGCUUGUAUCUAAGCAGGAAAGAAGGCUUGUAGAAGUAGCUGAAAGAGUUGGCGAUGCAUCGUUUAACAGAAGAGAAGAAUUAACAGCAGUACACAUACAACAUGAACAGCAAACAAAAGAUACAAAGCAGAAGGAGAAGGAGCAGGCACACAGAAUGCAAACUCUGUUGGAUGAGAAGGACAAAGCUUUGACAGAGCUGAAUGCAGAGAAAGAAGAACUGGAGCAUCGGGUAGCAGAGCUGCAGUCAACAGUAGAGGAAUCACAGGCAGCACUUGCUAAGAUGCAGGAGCUGAAUGGAGAGUAUAAAGCUAAGGUUCAGGAGUUGCAGCAUGGCUUAGAGGAUGUAGUUCAGAAGGCAAGACUGGCAUCUGAUGAGCUUGACAGCAAGAAUGAAGGUCUCCAGAGAGCCAAAGCCAGACUUCAAGAGUUGACCAAAGAGAUGAUGGACAGUGGUCAUGACCUUCAUCGGACAAGGCUGGAGUAUGAGGACCUGAAGGCCCAACAUGAACAGACCUUACAUCAGGCUGCCCAACAAGCACAGCUCAUACACCAGCUACAAGCCCUACAGGCGGAUACACACAAAGUUUUGAAAAAUCAGGAGAGUGCUCAUUCCCUCGAUUCAACAAAUUUCCAGAAGAUGUAUCAUGAACUCAGAAUAAAAUUUGAAAAGCUUGUCCACUCUGAAAAGGAACUCAAGCAGCGAUUGGCUGAGGCAGAGGGUCAGGUGACCACCAAGCGACCAAUGAGAAGUGUUUCCCUGCAGGUCAAUCUAAAGGAGAGUUCGGGUCAAAGGUCAAGGUCAAGAACAAGGUCGAGGUCACAAGAGGUUUUGAGAAUGGAACAGAGAGAAGAAUGGACAACCAUCGCAGGCACUCAUCAAAGGGGGUCAUAUGAAAGUUCAUCCAGCCCUGAUCAGCAUACAAGGGCAGACAGAGCUACAUCAACCCCUACCAAGCAUGCAGCGCGCCGAGCCCGGUCUCUUUCUCCGUCAGGGAGCCGACGUGACUCCCACCACCAGGAGCCGGAUGGAGCCUGGAGCCAGGGGAGAAUAUCUGAUUUCUUGGACGCCUCUGAAAGGCAAAGAGGAGGAGGGAGAGAUGCUCGUAAGAAGGAGGACUUGAGGAAGCUUCUAAGACUCAAGAACCAAGAGGUGGAAGAGUUGCGGAAAGCCCACGGUCGUCGAUUGGAGCGACUCCGUACUCUGCAAUCUGCUUAUGAUGUUGUCAAGGAACAGAUUAAAACCUAUGAACAGCAUGAAAGUGGUAAAGAGAAGAAGAAGAAGAGGCUACCUAGAUCUGAGAGCAAGGAUCUUAGAAGAGAGGAUUCUGAUGGUGUUUGGAAUGACCUUGCCUACUACAAACAACAGACCACAAACCUCAUGCAAGAAAAGAUGAAUAUUGAGGAAGAGAUUGAUAGACUUCGAGUCCAGGCCACAGUGGAUGCCUCUACUAUAGAAGAUCUAACCAGAUGUCUGGAAGAUGAGAAAAAUGGUCUAGAGAGUCAUCUAGCUAGACUUCAAGCUGCCAAUAAAAGAGAGGAGAGGGAGAAAGCUAGGGCUGAAGAUCUCUUUGAUAAGAACACGAGACUACAUAACUCUCUUCAUAGUCUACAGAACACACAGAGUGAGUGGGCCGAAGAGAGAGACAGACUAGAAAGACAACUCAGAUCGAUGAGGGCAGAUCUAGUACAGGCCAAUACCGCAUCAACUCGCAAGGAGGUUGAGCAUCAAGCGCUGGUAGAAGAAAUCACCAAACUCAAGACGAGGAUGAAGAGAUUGGCCACCACCAUGAGACGGGAGGCAGAUAGAGAAAGACAGACUCCUCAAAUAGGGGAUGAGGACCGUGGACCUGGAGUUCAUGUGAUUGUGCAUAAAGAAGACGGAGAUGACGAUGAUGAUGAUGAUAGCCAGACAGAUGGAGAGGCUGACGGGGAAGAUGAUGGGGACCAUCAAGAUCGCGACUUCUACCACUCUACACCACUCAAGUCCUCCGCCCGAAGAUCCCGGAGUCUAUCCCCGGCCAAGAAUCUCUUUGGCUCUCCUCCCAGACCAAGAAGCAGAUCCAGGACCAGUUCUCAACACUCUACCAGACUGGAUGGUAGUACCAGGACCAGCAUGUCACAUCACUCGAGCAGGUCUCGAAGUCUAGGAGCCAGUGGCAUUAGUCCAUCUAGGCGGGAACUCAUGGCGGUCCUACACCAUCUAGACCGGAUGGCCCAUGCCUAUCAAGAUAUCCCGCCUGUCUUUCAGACUCUGCUCAUGUCAGUUGCUACACAAACAGAGAGAGUUGCGAUUGCAGAGAGUGGUAUCAUGACUGAAACAGAAGGAAGUGACAGCGGCUCCACGCUGUCAACAGAGGGAGCAAUAUUCCCUGGUAUUCAACCCAUCUCACCGAUUUCUUCAAGGAGAGACACUGCAACAUCGCCCAUCAAGAGCUUGAGUAUCUCCAGUCAGACAGGAAGCAAGAAAGCAGCAAGCAGAACCAGAGGAUCUAGUCCAGGACCCGUUGGAGUGAAUGUUUUAAAGACGAGACUGGGUGCUCUACAACAACAGGUUGCGUCUCUUCAGGAGCAGAGACGUAUGUUACAGAAGGCUGCUGUAGAGUACAAGGAAACCAAUGAUGCUCUGCAGUCAGACUUGAAUCUUGCCAAUGGUAGACACCAGAAUUCUAAAAUAACUAUCCAGAGACUAACACAUGAUCUGGGCGAAGCUAGGAAGGAGAAGGACCUGCUGCAAGUUGAAAACCAGGAACUAACCAAGCAGAGAACAGAUAAACAUUCUGAUUCCGAGUGGAAAAGCUCUGAGGCUCGUCUCAAGUAUCAGGCUAGCGAGAUUGUGAGACAAGGAAGUGUAAUCAAGGCCAUGAAAACAGAGAAAGAAACACUCCAUGAAACCAUCAAGAGUUUGGAAAGCAAAAUUCAACAUCUUGAUCGUGACCUGAGUCAGAAGAGGUCACUGAUCGAUGACCUCCGAGGGAGAGCCAGGUCGGCGGGUACUAGCGAUAAGAUGCAUGCAGAGACAGUGGGAUCACUCAUAGGAUGGCAACAAAAUGUUGCAUUCUCAUACUCAACAACGAGGUUCAAUUUACUUUAA
This is a messenger RNA of Strongylocentrotus purpuratus (purple sea urchin), 3525 nucleotides long. RefSeq names its product centlein (gene cntln). The record is from RefSeq and is a predicted model, not a curated record. The transcript has 31 exons. Gene Ontology annotation, biological process: protein localization to organelle; centriole-centriole cohesion. The coding region runs from base 178 to 3525 and encodes 1115 amino acids. Gene Ontology annotation, cellular component: centrosome; centriole. Lineage: Eukaryota; Metazoa; Echinodermata; Echinoidea; Camarodonta; Strongylocentrotidae.